AUGAAGAUCUUCUCCUCGACCUACACCUUCGACUAUUCGUGGGAGGAGGUGACUACAAAUAACUGGCGGAAAUAUUGUCCGUGGAACGACAAAGCCUCACACGUGCUUGGCGUUGACACAUUAUCCCGGCAUGUCGAUGCUGCCACUGGCAUCCUGCGUACCGAACGAUUGAUUACAUGCAAGCAAAAUGCGCCCCAGUGGGUUCUGACCAUUCUCGGUGGCGAGACUACAAGUUAUGUCUACGAGGUGUCUUACGUGGAUCCCACAACCAAAAAGGUCACCAUGGUUAGCACAAACAUGACAUGGUCCAAUCUUCUGCAAUGUCGAGAAACGGUGGUUUACCAGCCUUCGACGUCAGAUGCUAAUGGGAAGACCGAGUUCAAACAAGAAGCCAAGAUAGUUGCCCUGUGUGGUGGGUGGCAAAAGAUCCGGACCAAGAUCGAAGAAGCCAGUGUAGAACGAUUCCGGGAAAAUGCAGCUCGAGGACGAGAAGGUUUUGAGAUGGUCCUCGAAAUGUCCAGGAGAGUGUUUGGCGAAGAACGUGAGAGGCUUCAACUUGGACAGGCGAUUGUUAUUUAA
Exophiala aquamarina CBS 119918 is the source of this 579-nucleotide messenger RNA. RefSeq lists its product as uncharacterized. Gene Ontology annotation, biological process: phospholipid transport. Gene Ontology annotation, cellular component: mitochondrial intermembrane space. The transcript has a single exon. The coding region runs from base 1 to 579 and encodes 192 amino acids. Gene Ontology annotation, molecular function: phosphatidic acid transfer activity. Lineage: Eukaryota; Fungi; Ascomycota; Eurotiomycetes; Chaetothyriales; Herpotrichiellaceae. The record is from RefSeq and is a predicted model, not a curated record.